AUGAAGCUCACAGUUGAUGGACUACCAGUUCUAUUCCCAUACGAUUACAUAUAUCCUGAACAAUAUGCUUACAUGAAGGAUCUCAAGAGAGCUCUCGAUGCAAAAGGCCAUUGCAUGCUCGAAAUGCCUUCAGGAACUGGCAAAACUAUAUCCUUGCUAUCUCUGAUUGUCGCAUACCAACAACAUCAUGCCGAAAAGCGCAAGCUGAUUUAUUGCUCACGAACAGUCCCUGAAAUCGAAAAGGCUCUAGCUGAAUUGCAAAGGUUGAUGGCAUAUCGCAAACAAAUGGGUCAGAAUGAGAACUUUCUCGGUUUGGGAUUGACUUCACGUCGGAAUCUAUGUGUUCAUCCUGAGGUAUCGAGAGAGAAACGUGGCAAAGUAGUCGAUGCUCGAUGUCGCGCUCUUACUGCUCCAUGGGUUCGUGAAAGGGCCAAAAGUGCUGAAGAAGCUGAUAAUGUUCAGACGUGCUCUUUUUAUGAGAGUUUGGAGGAUGCAGAAGAUACAGCAUCGAUGCCUGCAGGAGUGUACACUCUGGAAGACUUGAAAGAGUGGUCCUCGGCUGCUGGAUAUUGUCCCUACUUCUUGGCAAGACGAAUGAUCCCAUUCGCAAAUGUCAUUAUCUACUCAUAUCAUUAUCUGUUGGAUCCAAAAGUGGCGGAACUUGUAUCAAAAGAAAUGCCCAAGGAUGCUAUUGUUGUAUUUGAUGAGGCACACAAUAUCGAUAACGUGUGUACUGAAUCAUUGAGUAUUGACCUGACAAAGCCGUUACUGGAUCAAAGCGCAAGAAGUGUCACUGCUUUGAGUAACAAGAUUGAUUCAUUGGAACAAAGUGGCUCUGAGCAAUUACAACAAGAGUAUCAACGCUUGGUAGACGGAAUGAGAGAUCGAGAUCAGAAUCGAAACGAGUAUCUGGCCAAUCCAGUACUUCCUGAUGACAUACUUCGUGAAUCUGUGCCUGGCAGUAUUCGACGUGCUAAACACUUUGUCAACUUUAUGAGACGAUUUGUCGAGUAUUUGAAGACUCGUAUGCGUGUUAUGCAUGUCGUUGCAGAACAUCCCUCUUCAUUUCUGCAGAAUGUCAAGGAGCUGACAUGUAUUGAGAAGAAGCCUUUAAGAUUUUGCUCUGAGCGACUGUCUUCAUUGGUGAGAACACUCGAGUUAUCAGAUCUGGAAGACUUUGCUGGAUUGCAGAAGGUUGCACAAUUCGCUACAUUGGUCGCCACGUAUCAGAAAGGCUUCAUGUUGAUUCUUGAGCCAUUCGAAAAUGACGGAGACGUUAUACCAAAUCCCGUACUUCAUCUCGUCUGCCUAGACGCUACGUUCGCCCUAAAACCCAUAUUCGAUCGAUUCACUUCUGUUGUGAUAACAUCUGGUACCCUGUCACCCAUGGAAUUGUAUCCCAAACUAUUAGGAUUUACGCCCAUCAUCAUGGAAAGCUAUCAAAUGACCCUUACUCGUGCUUCCUUCCUACCAUUGGUUGUAACCCGAGGCAGUGAUCAAGUAGCCGUAUCAUCCAAGUUUGAAGUCAGAAAUGAUUUGGCUGUUGUGAGGAAUUAUGGCAACUUGUUGAUGGAGAUGGCAAGAAUUGUACCUGAUGGUAUAGCUUGUUUCUUCCCAUCAUAUUUGUAUAUGGAGUCUAUUGUAUCUGCUUGGAAUGAAUUAGGUGUGCUACAAGAAGCGCUCAAGUACAAACUGAUUUUCAUUGAAACUCCCGAUGCACCAGAAACCAGUUUGGCAUUGGAGAACUAUCGAAUGGCCUGUGACAAUGGCCGUGGUGCCAUCCUGUUGUCUGUAGCACGAGGCAAAGUAUCGGAAGGAGUCGAUUUUGAUCACAACUAUGGGCGAGCUGUGAUCUUGUUUGGUAUACCCUAUCAAUAUACCGAGUCACGAUUGCUCAAAGCACGACUGGAGUAUCUACGAGAGAAUGUGGAUAUUCGAGAGAAUGAUUUCUUGACGUUCGAUGCUAUGCGUCAUGGAGCUCAAUGUGUCGGUCGUGUAUUGAGAGGAAAGACUGAUUAUGGGCUCAUGAUCUUUGCUGAUAAGAGAUUUGCUCGAGCAGACAAACGAUCCAAGUUGCCUAAAUGGAUUCGUGAAGGCAUGAAUGAAGGAUACACAAACUUGAGUACUGAUAUGGCUAUAGCUGUCGCCAAAAAGUUUCUUCGAGAGAUGGCUCAACCUUCGAAAGAUCCUUAUAAUGUCAGUACGUGGGAUUUGAAGCGUGUGAUGGAAGAAGAAGCGAAGGAUGCAAAGAGGAAGGAGGCUUUUGAGGAUGUGCACGGUGGAGGUGCAGGAGCACAAGAAGUGCCUAUUGCUGAUCCCAUGGAUGUGGAGCUUUGA
This is a messenger RNA of Synchytrium microbalum, 2337 nucleotides long. RefSeq lists its product as uncharacterized. Gene Ontology annotation, cellular component: nucleus. Bases 1 to 2337 code for a protein of 778 amino acids. The transcript is spliced from 16 exons. Gene Ontology annotation, biological process: nucleotide-excision repair; positive regulation of mitotic recombination; transcription by RNA polymerase II. The record is from RefSeq and is a predicted model, not a curated record. NCBI's taxonomy places the organism in Eukaryota, Fungi, Chytridiomycota, Chytridiomycetes, Synchytriales, Synchytriaceae. Gene Ontology annotation, molecular function: damaged DNA binding; DNA helicase activity; hydrolase activity, acting on acid anhydrides, in phosphorus-containing anhydrides.